GUUAAAUUGAUCUGAAAUGCUUUAAAAUAGAAACCAAGACCAAAAAGAUAUGGAGCAGAAAGGAAGCCUAAAAUUCAAAUGGAUCUGAGACGAGCCAGAUUUUGAUAUAAAACAUUGAUGCGCCUAUUGGGAAGUGGUGCAACACUAGAGACUUUGCGGACUGAUUAAAGGAACUUUCUGGGUUUAAACAGUCAGAAGAACCUAUAAAACAGAAUUCAAGCCACAUUAAUAUCCAAAAUACUUAAAUAUAUUAAUUAGAGGAGUAACAAUACAUUGAUUCACAUCAGUACACCAAUUUAACACUUAACUAUUCUAUUAUAUUGAUGCAAGUUGUAAACACCAACCCACAAAACAUCAUCUUCAAGAUUUACCUUUAUUUUGAAAUUCAAAAGGCACAAGACAAUACAGAACGGUUAAUCUAUUAAUAUUUCUUUCAUUUUUGGUGGAAUUAAGAUGAUUUAGUUGACUGUAAGAGAGUAGAAAUAAAAUGGUAAAAUUGUAAUGUCUUAUUUGUAAGUCGAUAUCAACUUGAAUAGCUGUUUCAGAUGUGCAUAUGGUAUCACAACAUAUGUUUGCAUACUUAUAUAUUGAACUGAAUGAAAAUUGUAUGGUAAAGAACUUUUUGAUAUAUGUAAAUAUCGUAUCAUCAAUAUGUUAAAAUAGGAAAAUGCCUGUGAAAUGUGGGUUUUACUAAGAAAAUUAUCACAAACCCACCAAUAAAUGAACAAUAUCUUUACUUUAGCUAAAAAAAAUUUAACAUUGUGGAGUUGGCAGCCCAAACAACAACCCUAAAUAUAGAAGAGAACUGUGAUGUCACCACAGAUCAAUUUUUUUUUACAAGAAUUGCUAAAGUUUUAAUGUUUUGUUUUGGAAUAUUAUGUGCCAUAUUUUCAAUUCAUUUGCAUUUAGGGGAGUAAAAGGUCACCAAUACAAAUGGACAGUAUUUUGGUUUAUUUAGGAUGCAGAGUUUUUGCAUACUAACUAAAGAUUAUGUCUAUUUAUUAAUUUAACCCUAAUAUGGCUUCUUCAGGUAUGUUAAAAACUAAGAACCAUUCACAUAAAUGUCUUUACAUUUAUUUAUUUAUUAAUGAAUACAUAUUUAUUUUGAACUAAACACCAAAAAAGGCUGUUCUACACACAUGGAAUACAAAUAAUUGAUUUAGCAACCCCAGUGCCUAGUUCAAAUGUUUUAAUCCAAAUCCAGAGUAUAAAGCCCAUGUCUGAUUUAGAAUGAGGGGAUUUAUUAGAGACUCUUGAGGCACGUGCAGAGACAGCUACCCUGCUUUGGGACAACCACUUUGCAUUAUCAGAUGAGCCCCAAAGAAGAGGAAGAGGAGGAGUGGACAGCAGAGGAGGCACAAAGGUCAUUCCCUUGCUCAGAGAAGUGAGGUAGAUUACAGUCAGGGGUGUAGGACCCACAGUGAGCAGAUAUUUGACCAUUGUUUAAACUGCAGUAUUAAAUCCCAGUACAUAAUUGUGAAGCUGCUGUUCACAAGAGUAACAUGACAAAGCAGGUCAGUGGCUCGCCUUUCCUGAAGCCCUUCUUUUUGAAGACACCCGUCAGAGUGGUCAGACCUCUGCAGCAGAGACGACACACGCUCCCCGCCAGUGAGUUCAGAAAUCUCACCCCACAGGAUGCAAUCAGUGUGUUCGAAAUUGAAAGAGAAGCUUUUGUGUCCGUCUCUGGCGAGUGUCCACUUACACUGGAUGAAGUGCUUAAUUUUCUGGGGCAGUGCCCAGAGCUGUCUCUGGGUUGGUUUGAGGAGGGACAGUUGGUGGCCUUCAUUAUCGGCUCCGGUUGGCACAAAGAAAGGCUUUCAAAGGAGGCCAUGACUCACCAUGUUCCAGAUACCCCCACUGUGCACAUCCACGUGUUGUCAGUGCACCGCCACUGUCGACAGCAGGGCAAAGGCUCCAUUCUUUUGUGGCGCUACCUGCAGUACUUGCGCUGCAUGCCAGGCCUCCGCCGAGCUCUGCUCAUCUGCGAGGAUUUCCUGGUGCCCUUCUACCAAAAGGCCGGCUUCAAGGAAAAAGGGCUGUCUGAGAUCUCUGUGUCCAGCAUGCAGUUUAUGGAGAUGGAGUACAUGCUGAACGGGCAGGCGUAUGCACGACGGAAUAGCGGCUGCUAGUCAGUUGCUAUAACUGGACUCAUGACAGACCCAUGCAUUAAUGAACUGGGCUCAACAUUUAACCAAUGAGAGAUGUCUGGGUGGAAUGAGUGGACUGAGUGGAUACAGGCAACAAAAAGCUUUUUACUAAUAAUGUGGCUCAUAAGACAUAAUAUAAUUGUAUUCUUUGUUAUCAGUUGCUUAUGAGCUUUGAUUUUAAUGCUUUUCAUUAAGUUAUACUGUAGUUUGUGUUGAUGGGGGAAACAAAUACAUAAAAAAAUUAUUAAAUUACAACAUAAACUUAAAAAAAAAAGAAACUGUUUCACUGUUUGAUUUUAA
This is a messenger RNA of Cyprinodon tularosa, 2447 nucleotides long. RefSeq names its product arylalkylamine N-acetyltransferase 2 (gene aanat2). NCBI's taxonomy places the organism in Eukaryota, Metazoa, Chordata, Actinopteri, Cyprinodontiformes, Cyprinodontidae. The record is from RefSeq and is a predicted model, not a curated record. Gene Ontology annotation, molecular function: aralkylamine N-acetyltransferase activity. Gene Ontology annotation, cellular component: cytoplasm. The transcript has 3 exons. Bases 1503 to 2129 code for a protein of 208 amino acids. Gene Ontology annotation, biological process: response to light stimulus; circadian rhythm.